Candidula unifasciata is the source of this 1611-nucleotide messenger RNA. Lineage: Eukaryota; Metazoa; Mollusca; Gastropoda; Stylommatophora; Geomitridae. The record is from the annotation of a GenBank genome assembly.
AUGGUCGCUGUUUUCGCUCUAUGGUUAUAUACUCUUGAGGUCGCGUUGUGUUCUUUAUCUCUAGAUACUUUAUUAACUGUAUGUGCAGCUAUCUAUCCGCCUCUAUGUACAUCUAGCUAUCCGCCUCUAUGUACAUCUAACUAUCUGCCUCUAUGUACAUCUAGCUAUCCGCCUCUAUGUACAUCUAGCUAUCCACCUCUAUGUACAUCUAGCUAUCCGCCUCUAUGUACAUCUAGCUAUCCGCCUCUAUGUACAUCUAGCUAUCUGCCUCUAUGUACAUCUAGCUAUCUGCCUCUAUGUACAUCUAGCUAUCCGCCUCUAUGUACAUCUAGCUAUCCACCUCUAUGUACAUCUAGCUAUCCGCCUCUUCGUACAUCUUACUAUCUGCCUCUAUGUACACCUAGCUAUCUGCGUCUAUUUACAUCUAGCUAUCCGCCUCUUUGUACAUCUAGCUAUCCGCCCCUAUGUACAUCUUGCUAUCCGCCUCUAUGUACAUCUUGCUAUCCGCCUCUAUGUACAUAUUGCUAUCCGCCUUUAUGUACAUCUUGCUAUCCGCCUCUAUGUACAUCUAGCUAUCCGCCUCUAUGUACAUCUAGCUAUCCGAAUCUAUGUACAUCUUGCUAUCUGCCUCUAUGCACAUCUAGCUAUCCGCCUCUAUGUACAUCUUGCUAUCUGCCUCUAUGCACAUCUAGCUAUCCGCCUCUAUGUACAUCUUGCUAUCUGCCUCUAUGCACAUCUAGCUAUCCGCAUCUAUGCACAUCUAGCUAUCCGCCUCUAUGUACAUCUAACUAUCUGCCUCUAUGUACAUCUAGCUAUCCGCCUCUAUGUACAUCUAGCUAUCCGCCUCUAUGUACAUCUAGCUAUCCGCCUCUAUGUACAUCUAGCUAUCCGCAUCUAUGCACAUCUAGCUAUCCGCCUCUAUGUACAUCUAACUAUCUGCCUCUAUGUACAUCUAGCUAUCCGCCUCUAUGUACAUCUAGCUAUCCGCCUCUAUGUACAUCUAGCUAUCCGCCUCUAUGUACAUCUAGCUAUCCGAAUCUAUUUACAUCUCGCUAUCUUCCUCUAUGCACAUCUAGCUAUCCGAAUCUAUUUACAUCUUGCUAUCUGCCUCUAUGUACAUCUAGCUAUCCGAAUCUAUUUACAUCUAGCUAUCUGCCUCUAUUUACAUCUAGCUAUCCGCCUCUAUGUACAUCUAGCUAUCCACCUCUAUGUACAUCUAGCUAUCUGCCUCUAUGUACAUCUUGCUAUCUGCCUCUAUGUACAUCUUGCUAUCUGCCUCUAUGUGCAUCUAGCUAUCUGCCUUUAUGCACAUAUAGCUAUCCGCAUUUAUGUACAUCUUGCUAUCCACCUCUAUUUUGUGUUAUAUUUAGCAACAGUUUAAGUGAUGACAUCAGAAUUUCUGUUGUAUUUAGCAACAGUUUAAGUGAUGACAUCAGAAUUUCUGUUUUAUUUAGCAACAGUUUAAGUGAUGACAUCAGAAUUUCUGUUGUAUUUAGCAACAGUUUAAGUGAUGACAUCAGAAUUUCUGUUGUAUUUAGCAACAGUUUAAGCGAAAACAUCAUAAUUUCUGUUGUAUUUAACCACCGUCCUCGAUGUUACAAUUUACAAUGA